UUCACUUUAUCCCUUUUUCGCCCCCCAACCAACCCAUCAGCCUCCAGCGGCUUCCUUCCUUACAACCCGCAAGCAAUCACACAUCAGCCGCGUGAAUUUUCACACAAUUCCGCCAGACCAGGGUCCGUGGGUUCCUUGUGUGUCAUGACAAACAUCUCGCCCUCAUUUUUCCGUUCUGUGAACUGCUUUCACGGCUUCGACGGCUACAGUUUUUCUGCCGUGGAGCAAGGCGUGCCGCAAACGCUAAUAGCUCCCAGCACGCACCUCUCAGGUCUUACCUCUUCAGCGUGACAUCUGAAGCUCGAGACUGCUCUUUAUCGUCUCCCAACAGACUUCCCCAACCACCAUGCCUUGCCUUCGGUGCCAGCACAUUGGCUUGGCCUAGGUCUCUCACAUCGUACCAUUUAGAGUCUCCUACCCAGAAAACUGGGUCAUUUUGAGAGCCAUACGAUCUGACUGGAGCGAAAAGCCAGAGGAAUUUCAGCCGGCGAAGCGCGUAGUGAUUCUCAGGCGCGUCGUAGAAGGGCGCGAACAGACGAUGCUCCUUGAACUGAUAGUCUAUCCAGUUGUAUAAUUAGGAGAACUACCAGUGGCGGAGCCAUGGGUUCGCGGCGGCCUCUCAUAGCCGUCAUAUCCCUCUCACUCCUUCUCCUUACUUCCUCCCUUCGAGCCGCGUUUGCAGACCACUCAUUCGGUCUUGACGUGCAAUCCUCGUUAGUGCAAGUCCCCUUAGAGGAAAACGCGGCGGCGUUAGAGGAGCGACUAGAAACGUCUUCUAGACGCCGGCUCGGAUGGGACAACACCGCGAACCUCCUCAUUUCCACGGGCUCGCGAAUGGCGGAGAAAGCAGCGGCUAAGCAGCAGCAGAGCGGUAACCCGUGCGGCGCGAGCAAUGGCGCGACGGGGUCGAGUACUGAUGCUGCUGGCUCCAAAGAUGCCCGUCAUCGUGACGGCCACGGUUGGAAAGGAUGGGUGGGCAAACUGUCGCCGUUUCGGCUCAUCGCGGCGGGAACGAAAUUGGCGACGCAGGUCGUCGUCGUCAUGUUACCAGUUGGCGAGACGCUGCUGCGAUCGAGUGUCCGGAUCCAGACGACGGGCGACGCGCGCACAGUGACAUUCGUUUACGACGCGUCCAUCAACCCGUCGCGCACCCCGUCCCCCUCCCCAACCCCGCGCCCUCCGCCUUCCCCCUGCCCCUCCCCCUCCCCCUCCCCCUCCCCCUCCCCCUCCCCGCCCUCGCUACCCCCUGCUGGCCCACCACUCACCCCGCCACCCACCGGUAAUGGCACCUCUUCUGGUAACAGCACAUCGGGUUCUAAUAACGGGGGCAAUUCCACGGAUGCUGGAGGCGGUGGGGGUGGCGGUAUCGGGGGUGCUAGUAGCGGGGGUACGUCAGUCAACGGCACGUCAAGCGGCGGUGAGAUAGGGGGGAGCAGCAACAGCACCGGCGGCAGCAGCAGCAAUAGCAGCAGCAGCGGCAACUCGACAACCACUUCUCUUCCCGCUCGCAUGCUCACUGCUCUCCUUACUAGCCACGCAUCCGAGUCGCCUCAAGCUGAAUCGUCUCGAGGCGUCAGAGGAGGGGUCUCAGAAUUCUCUGCCCCGGGUCGCAUGCUCUCCACCCUCCUCGAUCUCGCCUUGCGACACUUCCCCUUCUCCCGCUCCUCCUCCCUCUCGGUCCGUCGACUAAAGGAUUCCUCCAGUUCCUUCCAGGGUGACGUCAGCCGGGGCCUCUUGACAGCUCAGCAGAACAUGAAGAGGAGUGUGACGUCAGCGGGGAAGAGCGCCAGCAAGAGCGUGAAUUCCGCGAAGCGCAGCACGGGACAAAGCGCCAGCUCAGCGUCGAAGAACGCGGGUCAGAGCAUGAAUUCCGCGCAGAAAGCGGCAAGCCAGGGCGCAAAAUCCGCAGGAAAGGACGCGAGCCAGAGCGCCAGCUCAGCGCAGCGGCAGAUGCGGAGCAGUGUGAACGCGGCGCGGAAGAACAUGGCGAAAUUCCCGACAUUCACUCCCUGGUGCAAAACCGGGCCGUAUGUCGCAGCCGUGCUGAUUCCUCUCGGGAAGGCCUGCCCUACACCUCCGACGUCCAAAUUUGUUACAGUGGUUAAAAAUAACAACAAACGUUAUAUUCGUUUGAGCAAAGGGAAAGCCGGGCGGGGCUGUCAGCGGCAGUACAAGUUUCAGUUUCCGAAUUUUCUGGGGAAAGUUAUUCAGGGGGCUGUGGUCAUGCGGGUGUGCAAGGCCGGCCCGCCAUUUAUCAAGACAUGCGGGUCCGUCACGAUGACGUCAGCAAUUCCGUCUUGCUCGUCCUAAGGCAAGAGCAACCUGCUCAACCGUGUUCGAACACUCAGAGGUUCCGCAAGCAGUGCUUGGCACCAAGUCCAAGUCCCCAUUGGCACCUUGGACAACCUCGCCGGUUUGCCAGCCAGCACGCACUCUUCUGGGACGGAGCCAACGUGUCCUUGGCGAGCCAGCAGUGCAGUCUCGGUGACGACUCUGGAGAGUGGUGGUGCACCACCACGAUGACCUGACUGUCACACCGGAGGCUACCUCUACCGGGUGGGUGCUGAUGGAUUUGUGCAACAGCAGAACCUGCACAUCGUGCGCCUACUCUGGAUGUGGAAGGGGCUGAGCUGAGCAUACCUCGUGGAAGGUCGCCAGAGCAGCCUGAAGGGGAAGGAAGGAGCCUAGUUUCCCCCUGUUUGUACGCCCAAGUGGUUGAUGUUGGUCUACACGGACCCUAGCAGGAGGGGAAAAGGUGUCUACUUCGCCCCUGUUUCACAUGACUUGUAGAGUCCACUCAGGCACUAUACCUUGCUCUGCUGGAUUUGGGUGAGGGUGUGAGUGAUGGUGGGCUUGUUUUAUUGAAAAGCUUAGUGGGUAAGGGGUGUAGGUUGGUUUGGAGUCCAGUUCUUUUGUCUCUCAAAUAUGUUGGUCAUCAUGCCGAUUACUAGGAUCCUUGUACUUGUAUUGGAAAUAAUUAAUAUGGGCGUCU
This is a messenger RNA of Closterium sp. NIES-67, 2992 nucleotides long. Lineage: Eukaryota; Viridiplantae; Streptophyta; Zygnematophyceae; Desmidiales; Closteriaceae. The record is from the annotation of a GenBank genome assembly.